This is a messenger RNA of Pseudopipra pipra, 1031 nucleotides long. RefSeq names its product RNA pseudouridine synthase D3 (gene RPUSD3). The record is from RefSeq and is a predicted model, not a curated record. Gene Ontology annotation, biological process: enzyme-directed rRNA pseudouridine synthesis. Lineage: Eukaryota; Metazoa; Chordata; Aves; Passeriformes; Pipridae. Bases 77 to 1000 code for a protein of 307 amino acids. The transcript has 9 exons. Gene Ontology annotation, molecular function: pseudouridine synthase activity; RNA binding.
CCAGGAGUCCAGUAGCUUCUUGCUAUAGUAGAGCUGCCAGCCAUGGACCUGUGCGGCCACCACCACCACCAGGUACAUGACGGAGACGGCCGAGAAGCCGAAGAUGAAGCGGCAGAGGCGGCCACUGGGCCCCGAGAAGACACUGGGGCUGCUGGAGGCUUCAGUGGUGCACCAGGAAGGAGCCCUGCUGGCACUGAACAAGCCCCCAGGCCUGCCUGUCCUGGGACAGCCUGGCGAGCUGAGCCUGGAUGCACUGCUGCCAGUGCUGAGGCGACGGCUGGGCCUCCCUGCUGACCUCCAUGUGGUGAAGGCUCCUGCCAGGGAGUGUUCUGGCCUCGUCCUCCUGUCCAGCUGCUACCACACCACUAAGAAGCUCCAGCAGUUCUUUGCUAAAGCCCGCCAGAGAGGCCAGUACCCUGCCACAUACUGUGCUGUCACUGUGGGAGUCCCGGCAGAGGCAGAGGGCGAGAUCCGCACUGGGCUGUGCUGGCAGCAGCAGGGCGACACUGUCAUGGUGGUGCCAGUGCCAGCCCCAGGACGCCACAGCCUGGCCAGGAAGGAGGUGAAGAUUACCCUGACCCGCUACCGGGUGCUUGGUGCCAGGGGGGGCUGUGCCCUCCUCCAGCUCCAGCCCAAGACAGCCUUCCCAGAACAGCUUCAGGUGCACCUGACGCUGCUGCUAUGCCCGGCACUGGGUGACCACGAGCACUCCUCCCGUGUGGGCAGUGUCCUGGGGGUGCCCUUCCUGCUGACCCCCGAGGCCGCCCCGACCCGCACACAGGUGCUGGACGAGGAGUUGCUGUCCCAGCUGGGACUUUCACCGCAGCAGCUCCGUCACCUCCCACUCCACAUCCACCUGCAGGAGCUCGUGCUGCCCGAGGGCCCCCUCUGUGCACCCCCACCACCCCACUUCCUGCGGACCCUGCGCUGCCUGGGGCUGCCCGAGUGCCCUACUGCUGCAGGGGGAUCCCCACCCCACAGCGCUCUGCCAGCCCAUUAAAAUCCCCACCUGCAGCUGGGGUGGCUCAACA